This is a messenger RNA of Carya illinoinensis, 540 nucleotides long. RefSeq lists its product as uncharacterized. Bases 1 to 540 code for a protein of 179 amino acids. The record is from RefSeq and is a predicted model, not a curated record. Lineage: Eukaryota; Viridiplantae; Streptophyta; Magnoliopsida; Fagales; Juglandaceae. The transcript is spliced from 3 exons.
AUGGGCACAAGUAUGAAGAUGGUUGAAGAUUUUAAAAUAGCUAUGAUGAAAGAAUAUGAGAUGACUGAUUUGGGAUCGAUGAGAUACUUUCUUGGUAUUCAAGUAAGACAAACAAAAGGUGAAGUUUUUAUUUGUCAAGAAAAGUACAUUGAGGACUUGCUGAAAAAUUUUCAUAUGACGGGUUGUAAGCCUGUAUCUACACCUAUGUCACUUAAUGAAAAAUUGCAGCAAAAUGAUGAAGCAGAGAAAGCAGAUGCAAAAGCUUACAGUAGCCCUGUCGGUUCCUUGAUUUAUCUCACAAAUACAAGGCUAGAUAUUGUUCAUCUGUUAGUCUUAUAUGAAGAAUCAAAGUCACUUAAUGAAAAAUUGCAGCAAAAUGAUGAAGCAGAGAAAGUAGAUGCAAAAGCUUACAGUAGCCCUCCUAGUAAGUUUCAUUAUGUAGCAGCAAAAAGAAUCCUUCGUUACUUGCAAGCAACAAAGAAACUUGGCAUUAUGUACAAGAAUCAAAGUGACAGCAAACUCGUUGGUUUUGCUGAGUGA